Tricharina praecox is the source of this 3661-nucleotide messenger RNA. Its product is annotated as sexual differentiation process protein isp4. Gene Ontology annotation, molecular function: oligopeptide transmembrane transporter activity. Bases 437 to 3661 code for a protein of 1074 amino acids. The record is from RefSeq and is a predicted model, not a curated record. The transcript has 7 exons. Gene Ontology annotation, biological process: transmembrane transport. Lineage: Eukaryota; Fungi; Ascomycota; Pezizomycetes; Pezizales; Pyronemataceae.
AUGAGCCCGACCAAUUCGCUCACCAGCCGUCAUAGAAAGUCUUCACAGAGAUCAUACAUAUCAUCAUGCGCACCCGUUUGUUAUCCGCAUCGGUAUGCAUAGCACUUCCUUCUUUCGUGCCAGCUGUCGAAAGGAAUCAUCAUCAUCCUCUCCGGACAAUAUCCGUGUCCGUCGACACUCUGCCGGCCAGUCACCCCCCCCUCCCUCCCAUCCCAGAAACAUUCCCGGAGGUCGUCAUCCCCCCCCACACCACCAACUCACCACUCACCACUCACCGCCCAUCAUCCGCCAACCAGCAGGCAGGCCCCCGCCGCACCCGCCCCACACCGGAUCGACGAGGCGGAUCGCGACGAAACGGAGCUUACCAUAUUAAGCCCCCGCACGGAAAGCCCCUGCUAGAACCUCUACAUGUCGACACCUGCAUCACCGUCCGCGCAUGGCAGUGGCCGGCGCAGCAGCAGCAGCCGAAUCCCUCCAGGAGGAGGAGGAGGAGGAGGAGGGGGGAGGAGGAGGAGGAGGGGGAGGAGGACGAGGCCUCUCGCACCGGCUCACCCCGCCCCUGUCUCACCGACCUGAUCGCUCGCCGAACCCCAGUAGCAGCACCAGUAGUAGUCACACCCAUGGCUCAUACGCCAACACCGACUCUCCUCCGCUAGACCACGAGCCGGAACUCGAGUUGUCGUCGCUUCCUUCCCCGCGACUUACUCGUGCCAGCGCUAACCGCGGGAGCCCUCUUGCUUUUCUCCCCACCACCGCCGAAGACGACGCAGACCCGUACCCCUCCCCUUCAUACCUCUCGUACGACUCCGGCCACGAGCUCGAUCGCAACCGCCGCCCACCGCGCCGACCACCACCACCACCGCCAAAACAAUCACACUACUCACAACACCGACCAAACACUGAUACUAGCGGCUUCGACUUCGGCUUGGGCUUUGGCGCCAAAUUAUCCGGCUGGUACAAUCACAUGAAGGCGACACAUUUUCCGCUGCUGCGUUCGUCGCCAGCAGUAGGCACCGGCAGCUACGGAGCCCUUCCGACGAGCUACCAGGGAUCCGGUGCAUCUUCGGAGACCCCCUCGGACGAGGACCACGGUGCUACCACGGAGGAAGAUGAGGGACCGCUGUCAUCUGCUACCGACGGACUGAUGGGUGGUGGUGGGACUCGCAACAGAAAAUGGAAGGGCAUACGGACGGGUGUGGAAACAAGAGAAGGACUAGAAGGCUAUCAGAUGGACCCGAAUGAAGCAGGGAGUGAGUCGGAAGCCGUGCUGGAUAUUGACGACGAAGAGGACAACGAGGAAGAGGAGGAGGAAGACGAAAAUGACCCAAAGGAUAAUUCACCCUACCCGGAAGUGCGCGCAUCCGUCCUGGCGACCGAUGACGAGUCCCUGUCGAUCAACACGCCCAGAAUGUGGACCCUGUCACUGCUCUUCACGCUCGUCGGGUCGUCGACGAACCUGUUCUUUUCGCUGCGCUACCCGUCCAUAUCGAUAACCCCAGUGAUCGCCUUGUUGCUCGCGCAUCCUUUAGGAAAGCUCUGGGACCAAGCCUUUCCCAAUGACCUUGAAAAUGAAGUCAAACCGACGGGGACGCUGGGUCGGUUCAGAAGUUGGCUGGGCCAGGGGCGGUGGAAUAGGAAGGAACACGCUUGCGUAUAUAUCAGUAGCAACGUCUCCUUUGGCUUUGCCUUUGCUACCGACGUGAUCGUUGAGCAAACGCACUUCUACCAUCAGGACCCUGGCGUUGUUUACCAGAUCCUCCUGACGUUGUCGACUCAAAUUCUGGGCUACACGUUUGCCGGGUUGACGCGGCAGUGGCUGGUACGGCCAAGUAGCAUGAUCUGGCCAGGAACUUUGAUGUCCACGGCGAUGUUCACGACAUUGCACGGCGAAGAAAAUAAGCCAGCCGAUGGGUGGGAAGUUUCGCGGUGGAGGUUUUUCAAUUAUGUUUUCGCCGGAGGCUUCGUAUGGUAUUUCGUUCCAGGCUUCCUGAUGCCCGCGCUCAGUUACUUCAACGCUGCGACGUGGUUUGCUCCCGAUAAUGUCGUCAUCUCGAACUUGUUUGGUGUCAGGUCGGGCUUGGGAAUGCUGCCGGUGACCUUUGACUGGGCGCAGAUUUCGUACAUCGGAUCGCCGCUAAUGACACCGUUCUGGGCUGCUGCAAAUGUGGUUGGAGGGCUGAUACUCGUGAUGUGGAUCAUCGCGCCAAUCAUGUAUUACUCGAAUGUGUUUUACAGUUCGUACAUGCCAAUACUGUCGAGUGAUGUGUUUGACAACACGGCGCAGACAUACAACGUUUCGCGCAUUCUCACGCCACAGUUCUUGUUCGACGAGGAGGCGUACAAAGACUACAGCAAGGUGUUUAUGCCGAUCACAUAUGUACUCUCGUACGGCCUGCAGUUUGCCGCGCUGACAGCUUUGGUCACACACACGGCCUGUUGGCACGGGAAGGACAUCUGGCGCCAGUGGAAGAAGGUCAUGCAGGCUCCCUCCCGACGGCCUGCAGGUGGUGCCGAAUAUGCUCCGAUCGCGACACCAUCGUCUUCGGCGGGGGGGAGGCGCGCCAGGCGGCGUAGGAGCCGUCGUCUGUCGACUGUCAGCGACGGCGAGUGGGAGGAGAUGGUCAAUGGCGAUGAUGUUCACAUACGGCUGAUGAAGAAGUACGAGGAGUGUCCCACGAGCUGGUACCUUGCGACCUUUGUUGUUAUGGUUGCGGUCGGCAUCUUCGUCGUCGAGUAUUAUCCCGUGCACCUUCCGUGGUACGGGCUUCUGCUGGCGUUGGGCGUUUGCGGCGUCUUCUUCGUUCCCAUCGGGAUCGUCAUGGCGAUCACCAACACGCAGUCAUCGCUCUUCCUCGUGUGUCAGCUCAUCUGCGGCACCAUCUUCCCCGGCCGCCCGGUCGCCAACAUGGUGUUCGUCAUGUACGGGUACAUCACGUCCACACAGGGGCUCAAAUUCGCAGCGGACCUAAAGCUGGGGCAUUACAUGAAGAUCCCGCCGCGCCUCCUGUUCAACAUCCAGCUCUUCGCCACGGUAGUCGGCUGUCUGACGCAGAUCGGAGUGCUGAACUGGAUGUUCAACAACAUCCCCGGGAUCUGCACGCCCGAGGCGCUGAACGGCUUUACGUGUCCCAUCGCGCGCGUGCACUUCAACGGCUCGAUCCUGUGGGGGGUCGUAGGACCCGGCCGCUUCUUCGGCUCGAAAGAGCUUUACCGGCCAUUGAUCUGGGCGUUCCUGAUCGGUGCGAUCGCGCCAGUCAGUAUCUGGCUCAUCUGGCGGGCGCGCGGGAAGCCGCGCCGCUCCUUCCUCAAGGCCAUCUCGUUGCCUGUGCUCUUCGGCUCGCUGUCGUGGAUCCCGCCCGCUACGGGACUCAACUUCUCCGCUUGGGCGAUUGUGUGCUACGUCUUCAAUUGGGUACUCCGUAGGCGCCGCACAGAGUGGUGGGGGAAGUACACCAUGACCCUCAGUGCCGCGCUCGACGCGAGUUUGGCCUUCGGCCUGGUCGUCGUGUUCUUUGCGCUGCUCUAUCCCGGCUGGGGAUGGCUGGAGAAUCUGCAGUGGUGGGGUACGAAAGUGCAUACGCAGGGCUGCGACUGGAGGGGCUGUGCGUUUAAUGAAGUACCCGAGGGCGGAACGUUCGGGCCGAAGUUUGGGAGCUGGUAA